Molecule: messenger RNA, 1044 nt
Organism: Entrophospora sp. SA101
Lineage: Eukaryota; Fungi; Glomeromycota; Glomeromycetes; Entrophosporales; Entrophosporaceae
Source: the annotation of a GenBank genome assembly
AUGGUAGAAGAAAGGAAUGGAUCAACUGAUAUAAAAAUAAAAUUUAUAAACAAUGAUGGUAAAAGAGAAAGUUUAAUACUGUUGAAUUCACUCAAAAAUUUAAUCAAAACUCAACUUCCAAACAUGCCGGCCGAGUAUAUUACACGUCUUGUUCUUGAUAAAAACCAUUCUUCAUUAAUAAUAGUUAAGAGAGGCUCACAUGUUGUUGGUGGAAUCACGUAUCGACUUUUCAGUGAUAACAAUUUAGCUGAAAUUGUUUUUUGUGCAGUGAGUUCAACCGAACAAGCAAAAGGUCAUGGUUCAUUUAUGAUGAAUAAUUUAAAAGAUCAUUUAAAAGACAAUUGUGGUAUUAGAUACUUGAUGACUUAUGCUGAUAAUCACGCAAUGGGUUUUUUUAAAAAAAAUGGUUUUACCACCGAUAUUACUAUCAAAAAAAAACUUUGGGUUGGUUACAUAAAAGACUAUGAUGAGGCAACAAUGAUGCAACUGGAGUUAUUGUUAAAAGUUCAAUAUCAUCAAAUUGAUGAAAUUUUGUCUAAGCAAAAAUCAACAAUUCAAAAAUUAAUAUUUGAGCAUCGUAAAAAUGUACCAGAAUAUCCUGGUCUCGCAAUUUUCAAAAAUAACAAUAAAAGCUCGAUAGAUCCCAUGGAAAUACCAGGUAUUAGAGAAUCCGGUUGGACACCAGAAAUGGAAGCUAAGGCUCGUGGUAAUAAGAAAACGAUCCGUGAUAUCAUGGCAAUUAUAACAUCCGAACUUAAAAAGCAUGCAAAAUCAUGGCCUUUUCGUGACCCAGUUAAACCUGAAGAAGUCCAUGAUUAUUAUACAAUCAUUAAAAAUCCAAUGGAUCUAUCAACAAUUGAAUCUAAAGUCGAGAGUAAAAUUUAUAAAUCUAUUGAAGAAUAUAUUAAUGACGUUAGAACUAUUUUUAAGAAUUGUCGAAUUUAUAAUUCUGAAGGAACCAUUUAUGUUAAAUUUGCGAAUAGUUUAGAAAAAUUCUUUAAUAACAGAUUAGAAUAUUACGAUGUGCAUGUUGAUAAUAAAUGA